This is a messenger RNA of Perca flavescens (yellow perch), 1372 nucleotides long. RefSeq lists its product as uncharacterized. Bases 92 to 916 code for a protein of 274 amino acids. The record is from RefSeq and is a predicted model, not a curated record. The transcript is spliced from 6 exons. Gene Ontology annotation, biological process: T cell activation; interleukin-15-mediated signaling pathway; positive regulation of ERK1 and ERK2 cascade. Gene Ontology annotation, molecular function: protein tyrosine kinase binding; MHC class II protein binding. NCBI's taxonomy places the organism in Eukaryota, Metazoa, Chordata, Actinopteri, Perciformes, Percidae. Gene Ontology annotation, cellular component: membrane raft; external side of plasma membrane.
CAGUGGAAGAGAAUUCUUUCUCUAUAAGAGACCUGGACAAGAAGCUGUUCUGUCCUGUACCACUGAAUCAUCCUCCCCCCCAACAUGCUCCAUGGUUACAUGGCUUUACAACCAUAUUCAAGAUGAGACUCUCACUGAGGUCUGGAAUGGAAAUGUUAGACAGAUCUCAGCCCAAGCUGCCAGGCUGAGUGUGAACACUGACUGCUCUUUGGUCAUUAAUAACAUCACUGCUGAGGAUGCUGGUCAAUACACCUGUCGGCAGGGUAGAGACCCUAAUACAGAUGUACAUACAUAUCUAAGUGUUCUGACAAUCUCUCCAUCUCCACCAGACGCUGAUCCAAAGAGGGACGGUCAAGUCACAUUAGAGUGCUCUCUGUUUAGAAUAAGAGGCCAUCCUUAUCUAAAGAAUAGCAUCCGCUGGGUGGAUGAGACAGGAGCUGAGCUGCUUGGUGAAGGUGAUGGGUACCGUGUCCUCCAACAGACAGAGUGUGUCUCCUUUCUGACUGUGAAGCGUCAGAGUGGCAACAACAGGAAGUACACCUGCCAGCUUGUUGAUAAGCAGAAGAAUGUAAAGAUAGAGGCUGACUACCCACCUGACUUCAACGAUCCUAAUCAGAUCUACAUCAUCAUCGGGGGUGUGGUCGGGGUGGUGGUAGUGCUGGUCGUCAUCGCCGCUGUUCUCAUCAUACACAGGAAGAGAGCCAACGUGACAGAGGAUGUUCCGAAACCAACUCAACACCCUGGCGAGCCAGAGAGCAAUCUGACCUAUGUCACUGUAAACCAUGCUAAUCAGCAGGCCUCUUCUUACAAAAAGGUCAAAAAGGAGGAGGUGACGUAUUCUACAGUCAAAAGUCAGACGACAGAAGCAGACGAGGAUCCCAGCAGUCUCUACAGCAAUGUCCGAAACCCCAAAUAAAUCAGAGGAAAUGGGGCUUCUAACAAUGACCUGUUCAUAGAUCCUGCCGUCAGAGUGUUUUCUGUCUGUUAGGGAGUGGAAAGUUGGAUUUGUGCUUUGUUUUUUUUUCUAGUUUGUGUUGUACUGGCUUUGCUGAGCAUCUGGUAAGGAUCCCCCCUCCGGGCGUCUCAUUAGGGAGGUUUUUCAGGCUUGUCCAGCUGGUAAUAGGCCUGAGGAAGACCCAGGACUAGGUGGAGAGAUUAUAUGUCCAUCCAGGCCUGGGGAAACCUUGGGAUCCCCCAGUGUCCCGAUCUCCCAGACCCGAUAAACAGAUGGAUGGAUGGAUGGAUGGAUGAAUGGCUUUGCUUAGCAUUAACAUAAUUGUUGUAUUAUACUGCACACUGUUGGUCCCACUUGGUGUUUUUAUUACUUAGCUGGUUUAUGAUUUUUAAAAACAAAACCCAUUAAACAGAAUUG